UACCCCAGGUAUUGUUUAAGGAAAUCACUAGGCCUAGCGGCUCAUUGUGAUUGAAUCGAAAAUACUUUUUAUUACCCGAUAUAGUAGGAAAAUCCAGUCCUCCACAUAAAUAGAUAUUCAGACUAUAUUCAGUCUGAUCUAUAAAUAGAUUGAAAUAUGUGGAGCACUAGGUGUGGUUACUAACUAAAAAUAGAGGAAUGUUUGGUGUGAAGGUCGAACCUCCAAUAGCAAAAACAAGUACUCUCAGAUGGAUAUAGGAAACACUUUCGAGAACUGUACAGUGAACGUCAUAGCGAAACCUUAUCCUCCCUUCGUUACUAGCGACGGAGGUGGCUUUGAAAUAGAAGUUCUAAAAACCGUUGGGUCCAUUUUGAAUAUUAACUUCAAUAUAACAAUGAGUAAAGAUAGUGUCGACAGUUGGGGUGAUAAGCUUGAAAAUUCUUGGACAGGAAAUCUGAAUUUAGUUCACGACAAAUUAUAUUUAGGAAUUGGAAACCUUGAUACAAAUAUUGAACUUCUGAGAGACUUUGAUUUCUCCCAAUUUUACCACAUGGAGCCUUUGGUAUACGUGGUUCCCGCUGCUAAAUUCGUACCAAAAUGGAGGGUACUUUCGGCGAUAUUCACUAUAGAAAUGUGGGCUAUAUGUUUUGCUGUUUUGAUUAUAUUCGGCUUCAUUUUCUACUGUACUUCUAGAUCUAAAGGUAUUACCAGAAUUCAAGACCCCUUGCUGUAUUCUCUACAGGUAAUAAUAGGUCACGCCGUAGACAGACAUCCUGUACAUGAUAUACAGCGAAUAUUCUUUGUCAGUUUGAGUAUAUUCAGUAUAAUACUAUCAUCAAUUUACACAUGCUCUUUGAUAUAUUACCUGAAAAACCCGAUUAAGCAGCAUCAAAUCAAAUCUUCACAAGAAAUAUUCGACGUAUUUGGAAAUAUGAGAUACACUGUAGGUGGAAUAGCAAAAUACAGAAUGCUGUAUAACGUGUCAUACUCAGAUGAGAUACAAAAAAUAUUCGAAACAUAUGAAACAAUCUCAGAAGAAAACGAAACGGUGGAAUACUGGCUAAAUUUAGUCAGCAAUAGAGAAGACCUCUGGACUAUAUCUAGUGAGUUUUUUGUCAAAUAUCUUCUUGCCCUCAACAGUAACUCAACUACCUACCCAGAUGGCCAACCUAAACUCUUUCCUCUACACCAACAGUUAUUGUCGUAUCCCGUAAGCCUCAUUAUGAGAAAAGGCCACCCACUGUUGAGAAAAAUCAACCCUGUGAUUACAAGAUUACUUUGUGGAGGACUCGUAAUAAAAUUCUGUGAGAAAUAUUUGAGUGAAAUUGGCAAGGACGACUCAAUGGAUAAUAUGCAAAAUACAACUCCGUUUGAAGCUUUGUCAUUGGAACAUUUACAGGGAGCCUUCGCCAUCCUCACAAUUGGAUAUGUUUCAGGAGGUAUAACGAUGUUGUUGGAAUUUUUCAUGAAAACAUUUUUAGCUGACUAUAUAAAGAUCUAGUGUGGAGGACAGUAAAAUAACAAAGCGACUUCUGGCCCACUUCAAAGUCGCACGUCGUUGGUAAAUGUUUCAGGGAGUGGGAGAGACGAACGUGUGACGUAAUCGAUGCAGAGAGGGAUGAAAUAAGUAUCGAAGAGAUUAAAAGAGCGUGGCCCCCUUGGGACUCCGCCUCACCCCUCGGACCCUCUUGGGACUCCGCCUCACCCCUCGGACCCUCUUGGGACUCCGCCUCACCCCUCGGGCCCCCUUGUCACGUACCAGUCACGUGGUCCAAGUGGUCAUUGGCAGCUGAGUGAAAUUAAAUCGAAAAAAACUUAUGGGUGUGAUAAUUGAACCCAGAUCGUCGGCGUGGUAGACGUUGUCCUUAGCCUCAACACCAACGUGCAAUAUUGGGAGUAAUUACGAAUUGUUGAUAUUUAUAGCGGUUGUUGUAGAAGAUACAGAAAUAUCCUUAGAUUUGGGGAAGAGUUGAUGGUUCAUAAAAAGGUGUGUUUGUAAGCAUGAGAGAGACACAUGUGACGUAAUCGAUGCAAAGAGAGAUGGAGAUGGUAUCGAGGUGAUACGCCGCCGAAGCAAGCAUGACAGGUUCAGUGUUGUCGGUUGAAAAAUAAAUAGUUUUUUAUGAGGCGAUGUAGCAUUUGAAGUGUUGCUGGUUCCAAAUUGAGCAUGAAGGUGUAGGAAUACGACUCGAUAAAAAUUGUAUAUUGAAAGCGCGAAAGUCAUAUAUUAAUAAUGAUGAAUGAAUAAUCAUUUUGAAGGAAAAAUAUGGCGGCAAUGUUACGGACUACUAGGACCACGUGACUGGUACGUGACAAGGGUCCCAAGGGAGGCUACGCUCUUUGUAUCUCUCCGAUACUCAUUUCAUCCUUCUCUGCACCGAUUACGUUACACGUUUCUCUCUUCUACUCACUAAAGUCUCUCCGAAACAUUUACCAACGAUGCGCGACUUUGAAGGGGACCAGAAGUCGCUUUGUUCAUCUACUGAGGACAAAAUUUUAUUCAAUAACUGUCGAAAUUAAUAAAA
Molecule: messenger RNA, 2525 nt
Organism: Leptinotarsa decemlineata (Colorado potato beetle)
Lineage: Eukaryota; Metazoa; Arthropoda; Insecta; Coleoptera; Chrysomelidae
Source: RefSeq, a predicted model, not a curated record